Molecule: messenger RNA, 1634 nt
Organism: Anolis sagrei ordinatus
Lineage: Eukaryota; Metazoa; Chordata; Lepidosauria; Squamata; Anolidae
Gene: LYSMD4
Product: LysM domain containing 4
Source: RefSeq, a predicted model, not a curated record
GCGGAGAGCCAAAGCAGGAACAGGUGGGCCUGGUUGCAAAAGAAAAGAGUGAAGAAGAAGGAAGAAGAGGAGGAAGGAAAGAGGGAGGACCUUCUGCAAACCAUGAGGCUCAACCAAGGGCCGGUCACGUCCUUCCAAGCUCCGACAGCAGUGCGCAAAUUCUCCAGCAGCCAGGUUUACCUGUUCCGAAGCGAACGGUCGGAGUCGGAGUCGUCCUCGGAGGAAGAGCUGGAUGUGAUGGAAUUGCGAGCGAGGGGGAAGGAGCUCCAGCAAAGGAACGCUUCCCGCGAGAAAGUCAGGGACACUGUCUUCCUGGAACGAGAAGUCAGGGAAGACGACAGCCUCAACAAGCUGGCCCUGCAGUACGGAUGCAAGGUUGCAGACAUCAAACGGGUCAAUAACUUUAUCCGGGAACAAGACUUGUAUGCUCUGAAAUCCAUCAAAAUUCCCGUCAAGGUCAACGGCGUAUUGACGGAAACGAGAGAAGAGUUGCCACACAGCGCCGCUGUGUCACUGGCUGAACUGCUGGAAGGCAAUGACAGUGACAACAGAGAACCCAUUGAUCAGUAUUUCAGAGGGAUUGACGAGAACAUAGAACAAGCGGCACAAGUGACGCAAGCGACGGUCUCGCCAAGCCCAGACUAUUGCAUUGAAACGCCGGGCUGGUCCCCUCCGCGGCCAAAAGAAGCCACGAGCGGAGCAGAUUGUGGCAUCCAGUGGUGGAACGCCGUCUUCGUGAUGCUCCUUGUUGGAAUUAUUUUGCCUGUGUUUUAUAUUGUCUAUUUUAAGACCCAGAAGCUGGACAUGGCUGGCGAUGCUUCCAACCUGACUGCCAACGGCUCCUUGCACGGGUUGCCUGUGCAUGUCCCCAAAGCGGGAGCAUUCAUCCUAGCCGGAGGAUGAGACCGAGAGACACAAGUGGGCGAGAGACUCCAUGCUUUCGAUGUAAUGUUCUGGAUGAGACUGUAAGUUGUGGGCGCUGAACUUGUAAUGGGGAAACAAGGGCAGAAAUGAGGCCCGGAUAGCGGCCGGUCAGUUAUGGACUCACCCUGUUCAGAAAGGAAGAGGGUGGUGGGAUUUUGGGAAAUGAGAUCUGGAUGAUGGCCGGUGAUGGACGUGCCCUGUUCAGAAAGGAAGAGGGUAGUGGGAUUUUGACAUCUGAAAGGGGUGUGCUGCUGACAUGCCUGUAAAAGUGCACUUCGGCAAGAAGCGGCAGCAGCCUCUGUUAAGGGAAACAAGGUCAGUUUAUGGAAACGAGGAAGGUGGGAAUCCCUUCAUUUGGACUCCCAAUAAACUGCCCACUGCUUUCCCGUAAAGUUAGGCUUUCACUGCCUUUGUCAGGAAGAAACAAAUACCCAAGUUUAUUCCCAAACUAAAUCUAAUCCCUUAAUUCAGCCUUCCCUCCAGGUGUUUAAGGCUUCAACUCCCACAAUUCCUAACAGCCCCAGGGCUUUUCCCUUUCCUUUUCCACUUAAGCAAGGCAUGGGCAAACUAAGGCACGGGGGCCAGAUGCAGACCCUGGAUGCUUACCUGAGGCCCUCCUUAUUUUCCUUGUCCUCUUGGCAUAAGGACAUGGUGGCCCACCAUAUCCUUAUUCCAAAAAGAUGAGGGAGGGAGAGAAGAAGGCACGCAGC